Molecule: messenger RNA, 1275 nt
Organism: Kazachstania africana CBS 2517
Lineage: Eukaryota; Fungi; Ascomycota; Saccharomycetes; Saccharomycetales; Saccharomycetaceae
Gene: RNY1
Product: ribonuclease T2
Exons: 1
Coding region: 1-1275 (424 amino acids)
Biological process (GO): RNA catabolic process
Cellular component (GO): extracellular region
Molecular function (GO): ribonuclease T2 activity; RNA binding
Source: RefSeq, a predicted model, not a curated record
AUGCCACAAAUGCUCUUACAUAAUCUAUUAGCGUUACAAACUAUCUUCAACUCAGACGUCAAUGAUAUAGCACCAAGUUGUCCCUUCAAUCCACCAUUAACGUGUGAAAACAAGACAAUAGUACCUGACCAAUGCUGUUUUGAAUACCCCGGAGGCAUCUUUUUACAGUCACAAUUUUGGAAUUAUCUACCAUCGAAACGCAACUUGAAUACAUCAGAAUUGAUCAACGAGUUAGGUCCGCUGGAUUCCUUCACGGUUCAUGGUUUGUGGCCCGAUACUUGUAUAGGCUCAUACGAACAAUUUUGUGAGAAAGAUAUGUUUAUCGAUGAUGUUUAUUACCUUUUGCACUCUGAUGAAUUUCAAGGAUCCUUAGAAUUAUACAAUUUCAUGAAACUAUAUUGGAAAAAUAACGUUGUGAAUAAUGAAGAAUCGUUAUGGAUUCAUGAAUAUAAUAAACAUGGUACAUGCAUCAAAAAUAUUAGGCCAGAAUGUUAUUCUAGAUGGAAUAGUCAUGGUAACGAAAAAUUAUGGAAGAGAAAAAGUGUUAUAGAUUAUUUCAAUAUCACAAGAAACCUCUUCCAGGAUUUAAAUAGCUUCGAAAUGUUAGCAAAACAUGGUAUUAGUCCCAGUAUAAAUCGUACUUAUACGAAAAGGGAAAUUCAAGAUGCAUUAAAGGAUGAAUUUAAUGGGAAAACCGUGUUUAUUAAUUGUGAUUCAAAUAAUGUUUUAAAUGAAAUCUGGUAUUUUCAUCUUCUGAAUGGGCCAUUUCUUAAUGAGAAAUUUGUGCCCAUUGAUGCCUUGGAGUCACCACCAUUCUCUAAAUGUAAAGCAACCGGUAUUAGGUAUUAUCCGAAGGGGCAUAUUCCAUCAGACGAUAAUGGAUCAGAUGAGAAGAAAGGUGAACUUAGAAUUGUCACUGAUGAUAAGAAAAAUAAUGGCUUUCUUAUCAAGAAUGGUCAUUGGUUGGCCAAGGGAACACCCGCAACAUUUAAAUUACUUAAAUCACCUUUUGGUAAUUACUAUCUAAAAUCAAGGUUGGGAUACUGUCGUAUUCAUAACGAUAGAAAUGAGCUAUUUAAAUGCCAUUACGAAAACACCAGAGAUGCUACUCAAUUUGAGUUUGAUGAUCUCAAUAGUUUGAUUGGUUAUUCUAAUGGCUUCAAAUGGGGUUCAUUCGAUGAGAGCGAAGACUCACAAAGGGAAGUCUAUCAUUUGACUGAUAGGAAUGCCAAUCAUUUGAAAUUCAAAUUUCAGUUAAAAUUCAGUGCAUUAUAG